CACAGCGAAUAGUUUAUCCAGAGGACAAAAUGUGUGGCAUAUCAUGCGUCAUCACCUUGAAGGGCAAUGCUCCGAAGUCGAACAGCUAUGGUGCAAAGAACUUGGCGCAAGCUUACGAGCUAGAGCGUGCUCUUCUGAGCGAGCAGAUGGAUGGGUCUCUCGAAGCGAUCAAACAUCGAGGUCCUGAUGAUCGAGGGUAUUGGUUUAGCGAUUACAACCGUGUGGCUCUCGGGCACGUCCGUCUAUCCAUUCUGGACCUAUCUCCAGAGGCUCAGCAGCCAUUCCACGAUCCUGAAAACACCGUUCAUGCUGUCGUGUGCGGUGAGUUCUAUGACUGGGAAGACAUUCGUGACGAUCUCAUGAAGAAGGGCUACACAUUUGGUUCGCAUUGUGAUUCCGAGAUCUUGCUUGCCCUGUACCAAGAGUAUGGCAUGUCCAUGAUGGAGUAUCUCAGAGGCGAAUUCGCGUUUGUUCUCUAUGAUAGCAAAGCCGAAACUAUCGUUGCGGCGAGAGACCGAUAUGGAGUGAAGCCACUAUUUUACACUGUACAUGAUGGACGGAUUUUCAUCGCAAGCGAGAUGAAAGCGUUUCUGGCCUUUGGGUGGCAGCCUGAGUGGGAUGUACAAAGUCUCAUAGAAUGUGGGUAUCUCACCGAUACACGAACGCUUUUCCAAGGCGUAUCAAGGAUCCAGGCAGGCCGCUACUUGAGUCUUCAGUCGUAUAGAACCAUUACCCAGACGGAGUAUUGGAACAUUGAGUAUCCGGAUAAGGUAUUUCAAGCCCAAAGGCACUUUCUCCACGAGACCGAGACGAGGUCCGAACAAGAAAUGAUUGAAGGUGUUCGGGAACGACUACUCGAUGCCGUUAGUGUACGGCUUCGAGCCGAUGUUCCUGUUGGAAUCUUUUUGUCUGGUGGCCUCGAUAGCUCCGCGAUAGCAGGGAUGAUCAAACACCUAAUAGUAGAGAAGGGGGUUCGUCUGGGCAACGAAGGAUCCGCAACUGCUAACAUAAAAUGCUUUUCCAUAAAGUUUCUGGACGGGCCAGGUGAUGAAUUUGAUGAAGAACCAAUUGCACAAAGAACGGCAGAAUGGCUAGGAGUCAAGAAGCACGUUGUCCGCAUGACAGAAGAAGAGUUUGUAAAGAACUACUCCGACGCUGCAUGGUUCUGUGAGCAUCCUCUUUCGGACCUCAACUUUAUUGCAAAGGUCGCCCUAUCUCGAAUCACACGCGCGAACGGUGUCAAGGUCAUCCUUACCGGUGAAGGGUCGGAUGAGCAAUUCGCCGGAUAUGGACAGCUACUUGCAGAUUUCUUGCGCGAACCGGAUCAAAGCUGGACCUCGCAGAGCUUGCCCCGCUUGCCGAACAACCUUCGACUGAAGUUGCUAGCGGAAGAAGAGCAAGGCAAAAGUGGCGACCAGAAGACAAUCAAGAACUUUCGCAUUGCCGAUCCUCCAUCCGCAGCUUACGCGAGGAAGCAGAUCAAUAACGUCAGCAUUAUCUCCAUGACUUCACUAAUGAACGCGCAGCCGCUACUAUCACCUUGGGUCCAGCAGGAGUUUGGCGUUCAAGACCCACGAGUGGUGGGCGUCCACAACCUUCUGACAGGUACCGUACGCAAGAAGAUCCAACUCAAGUGGCAUACCUUGCACUCCGCAUUAUAUAUCUGGCAGAAGUUUUUCCUGCAAAACAUACUUUUGACGGCGUUGGGUGAUAGGGUGGAAAUGGCGAAUUCAAUCGAAGGUCGCCAGCCUUUCCUUGAUCACAACCUGACCGAGUACGUCAAUGGUCUUCCCCCCUCAGUCAAACUCCGAUACGAUCCCGAGACAAACUCGCUUAAUGAAAAGUGGAUCCUCAAGGAGGCUGCGAAGCCCUUUAUCACUGAAGAGCUUUACAAGCGACGAAAACACCCCUUCUCUGCACCAGUUACGUACGCAGUAGAUGGCCCACUUCAUCGAUAUAUUGGCUCGUUGAUGAGCAAGGAGAACAUCGACCAGCUUGGCUUCCUGGAUUGGGAGAAGUGCAAGUCCUUGGUGGAGGAUGGAUUUGUGCAUAAAAACGCUGUCGAGAUGAGGAAACUGUUCAUGGUCUCUCAACUAGUUGAGCUAAGUAGACGCUUUGGUGUGAAGCGAGCUGAGCCAGAGUAUGCACUUCGCCCGAAUGAAGCAGGCAUCCAAGAGUCCCAAGAGCCGCUGGCCGGGACCUCAAGCUUGAGCAGGUUGUAA
Molecule: messenger RNA, 2222 nt
Organism: Paraphaeosphaeria sporulosa
Lineage: Eukaryota; Fungi; Ascomycota; Dothideomycetes; Pleosporales; Didymosphaeriaceae
Product: glutamine-hydrolyzing asparagine synthase
Exons: 5
Coding region: 30-2222 (730 amino acids)
Cellular component (GO): cytosol
Molecular function (GO): asparagine synthase (glutamine-hydrolyzing) activity
Source: RefSeq, a predicted model, not a curated record